AUGAGCGCGCCCCGCCAGCCGGUGCCUUGGCCCUGGCUGCGGCGGCGGCGGCGACUGCUGCCGCUGCUGCUGCUGCUGCUGCUGCUGGCUCCCCGCCCCCGCGUCCACGGCGACCCCGUGCCCCCGGUGCCCCCGCCGCCCAGCCCGGAGCCCGAGGCGGAACCCGGGCCGGACCCCCCGUGGUGCCCCUACAAGGUGCUGAGCGAGGGCCAGGAGGCCGGCACCGGCCGCCUGUGCUUCCGCAGCCCGGAGCCCGAUUUCCGCUGCCAGCAGCGCCUGUGCAAGGCGUACCGCUCGGCGGGGCGCACGCUGGUGGCCAACGUGCUCCGCAACAGCAGCGUUCUGCUGCAGUGGCGCCCGCCGCCCGCCGCGCCGGCCCGCGAGCUGCGCGGCUUCGCGCUCAACUGCUCCUGGGACGGCAGCUACACCCGCUUCCAGUGCGACCGCGUGCAGCUCGGCGCCUCUUGUCGCGACUACCUGGUCCCCGACGUGCACGACAGCGUGCGCUACCGCCUGUGCCUGCAGCCGCUGCUGCGCCGGCCGCGGCGGGAGCCCUCCCCCCCGGGCGCCCCGCCGGCCCCGACGCCGCCGCCGCCACCGCCCGCCGAAUGCGUGGAGUUCGCGGCCGAGCCGGCCGGCAUGCGGGAUAUUGUCAUCGCCAUGACGGCCGUCGGGGGCUCCAUCUGCGUCAUGCUGGUGAUCAUCUGCCUACUGGUGGCCUACAUCACGGAGAACCUCAUGCACCCCGCCUUCGGGCGCCCCAGGGGCCGGAGACAGCCCUGAAGGUCUGGCCGCGGGGUCCGGCCGCUGGGGACGGCGAGCCCCGGCCCAGACAGCCUGCUGGGCAGGUGGGCAGAGACUGUGAUUGUCCUUGGCCCCCGAAGUGGGCGGGGAAGGGGAUAUCGGAACCCUCUGCUCUUCCUCGGACUUAGCGCUGAGGGGCCCUCCUCUGGACUGGACUGGGUGAUGUGGGAAGGGGAUUCUCGGAGCUGGGCAGGGAAAGCCUGAGGUCCAGAAAGCAUUCUGGUUUCGGGGAGGGGAGAUGCAUUUGUUUAAACCCAAAUCAGACCCCUCUUCCUUCCCUCUGAUCCCACUAGUCACCCCCACCUGUCUACCCUAUCUCUGACCCUGCAUCCUCCACUCCAGUUCCCAGAACUGGGCCAGUGCUUUGGCAAGUGGAAGGUAGACUGCCCUGGGACCUGGAAGAGGCAAGACCCGCCCUUCCUCCCCGCCCCCAGCCCCGGGUGACACCUGACUGAGGGAUCUGGGGCUGAACUGGGGUUCAGGGAACUUUGGAAAAAAAACAAUCCUUUCCCUGCUGGUCCUUCCUUUCCUAUCAGUGUUCAGUGAUUUUGCCUAAAUUUCAAGCCUGAACUGCAGCUUCCAGGGCUGUAUUUGGGAUCGAAGGGAAUCUGGCCCACAGAUGGAGGGGGGCCCUCAAGGCCUCCCUGGUUUUUUGCCAAGUUAGAGGCCAAAUAAGGAGAUUUCGGUUCCGUUCUAUGUGUGAGUAGGGGGCUCGGGUUCUUAGGCUAGUCAGCACCAGCACACAGCCCUUCAGUCAGUCCUUGAGACUAGACGCGUGUGUUUAUUCCCUCUGAGGCCAUCUCCUCCUCUCCCCUCUCCCUUCACAACUCACAAACACAUUAGAAAUAUCCACUUACGAACUGCUGCAAAUCCCUGCCCAUUUCCAUUUCCCCCUUCUCAAAUAGUGACUUGUCCAAAGUCUCUUUGCAUCACCUCAUCCACACCCUCGAACACGCCGGGCUGGGCAGUACCUCAGGAGGCCCCUUGGUUAGCCUUUGAGAAUCACCGCCCCAAAUUCAUUCAAAUUUUUAAAAUUAAAGUUGUGCCAUUUGUGGGGGAAGAGAAAAAAACCCAUUGCCUAAAGGGUGGGCUCAGGUAGCCCAAUUACAUUUCAUAAGGAAAGGAUUCCCCUCCUGCCUUCUGUGCUAAAUCGAUUGUGGAUCAAUUUUGCCUAGAGAUUUGGAAGGCCUGUUGAGGGACCCUCCCCAAAGUUCACCAUCUUUGAGCCAGGACUGGCUCCCUGCACCUAAAAUUGCUUCCCAGGGAUAAUAAGGAGUAGCUGAGAGGUUGGUCUAGAGUGUGUUCCGGGACUGAGGGCAGAUGCUUUCUCCCCUCCGGUGAACCUUGGGGAGAAGGGUUUUGAGCAGAAAGCUGCCCUGAAACCCACUCAACUGGUUAUUGCUUAUGCCCAUUCUAAAAGAUGAGCCCAAGAGCCAGGGAGCAGGAAGGAGAGGCUCACACCAAGUGCCUGUGUGAACCAACUUCUUGUUUGCUGGGGAGAAAGCAGGCCUGAGGAGUGGGAGGAUGGACCGAAGGGCUUCUUUGGAGGGGAAGAGAUGGGGGACCAGAAGAGGCUUUUUCUAUUUCCUCAUCUGAACCACCAUCUCCAUUGCAGCCUCCUGGAUGAGUCUAGUGACUAAGUCCCCAGCCUAGCCCCUGGGGUACUUCAGGAGGUGAUUCGCCCAGCCUUCACCCAGUCCUCCCUCAUCCACACCCAGCCUGUAGCGAGCUUGGGCUCUUAGCUGCAUCACUCCAAUACCUACUAUCUCGUGCCUUAGGGUGGAAAGUUUACCCCGUGGAGACCCGCCCAUUCGUCCAUGUUAGGAGCUGUGUCCAUCCAUGCUAGGAGCUGUGUUCACCUGUGUUAAGGAGCCAGUUAACCCUGAUGGCCUUUGCUUUGGAGCUGUAGAGUCUGGUUCGAAUCCCUUGCCUGCUACUUGCCGUGUGACUGGGCCAGUCACUUCAUGUUUGGAGGAUUCUGUUCCUUCUCUAUACAUUGAGAAGAAUUGGGGGAGACGUCUCCACCUCUGAGGCUAUAGAUCUAUGAUCUAGCUGGCUUUGGCUUCCUGGGACUGGCAGGUUAUUCUGUGUGUGUGUGUGUGUGUGUGUGUGUGUGUGUGUGUGUGUCUGGUUGCUGCACGUUCCUCCUUUCUCACCUUCUCCCUUUUCCCCAAACAGAUCUUACCUGGUAGGAUUCCCAGUAUUCCCUUGUCCUAUUUCCUCAAACACAUAUUAACUACACUGUGGUCAUCCCUGUUCCGGCUUCUCCCCUCCCCCACCAUUCCAAAAUAUGGUGGUCAGCCUUCUGGGCUAAAGUUCCUCCUGGAUACAUUUUCCCCAGAGGUUUGAGGGCCUGUGGAGAGAGACAGAUGGCUUCAUCCUGUGUAGCUUUGUGUUUUUCCCUUGCUGUGAGGAUCUUGUUACUGGUAUUUCUCAGCGAAGGAUUGGGGCUGGUUGCUAGGGAGGGAGCCCACAGCUCUCCUGGGGCAAGGCCAACUGAUCAUCUGGGCAGUACGGGGUACUUGAGAUCCAGAGAACAGAGAGGAGGAAAAGCUCUGGGGACUCAGGGGAAGAGCCAGUUCCCUCAUCACUACAGCUUAGGAGAAGCUUUAAAUGACUCUACAGCGGUGGCCAGCCGCCACUGGCUGGAUUUAAAGGCUCCAUUCUGAGGUUCAGUUAGCAGGCUGCAAGUGGACGUUGAGACCUCAAACGCUGGGGAUCAGUCCAAGAAGCUACCUGGGCUCUCGAGGGUCAGGAACGUGGGUUAACCAGGGGUGUCCACUUUCCCAACAGUUGCUUCUAGGCCCAAGAGGGACCCAGGAGGCUAUGGGUUUUAGAGAAAUGGAAGGAAAACAUCUGAGAAAGUAAUUCUUUUGUCUUUAGGGAGGCAGUACAUGUGGCAGGGGAGCUAUAGGGAUUCUGACUUCUUCCCCAUAAUCCCUCUGCAUCGUUGAUAACCCUUGGCCCUGGACUCAACUUUGGGGGGAAGUUUUUCACUACUCUCUGCUUCCAAGUGUCUCAUACAACUGCUUGGUAUAAGCAUCAAGGUUCAAGAGGGAUUGGCCACCAGGUCAUAAGUCAUUGUUGACUGGCCUGUCUAAUCUCAUUCCCUCUUUCCUCCAUGGAGACAGAAGGGAGGAAGGCUGAAGACUUCAGCAUCCUCUCCACCUAGAUAUUCACUCCCUAUCUCUUCCUUGCUGACUUGCUCUGCCACCCCAGAAGUGGCUACAUCAUAUAUCUGUGUAAUGUUUGUUACUGGAAAUGAACUUUGUUUUCCUGUCUGGAUCGAUCGAAGGAAAUACUGUUGUGUAAAUAUUGGGGAUGGGGUACUUAUUUAUUAGGGGAUGGCAUAUUUGGGUUGGUUUGGGAAGACAAUUCAGCCCAAGAGAGUUUCACCCCCUUUUCCAUAGCUCCUUCUUAGAUGUUCUGUGCCUCAGCUUCCCCAUCUGUGAAAUGGAACUGCCUGCCCUGCUGGGCUGUUGUUAUUGGGGAGUGUGAACAAGGACAGCUCCUUUUCUCCCCAACCUUGCUCCCACAAGAAGCUAUGCCUGCCCAUCAGUCACCUUGGUAUUGGGGUUUACCCCCACUUUUGCUUUGCACUGUGUCCAUGUGUCCACUGUCUAGUGUCCAUGUGUAACUGCAGCCCUCUGACGGAGGAGUGGUUGGGGGGGGAGAAAAUAUGACUUCUUGGGUGUGGUCUCCCUUCUCUGUGGACAGUGAGGUCUCUGGAGGUUUGCUGGGAGGGGGAGAGGAGGUUAGAGGCCCACCGCUCCCGUCCAUAUUGAGCCAGCCUGCAAAUAAACUCGUGUUCUCAGCUCUGA
Antechinus flavipes (yellow-footed antechinus) is the source of this 4625-nucleotide messenger RNA. It is a transcript of the gene FNDC10, whose product is annotated as fibronectin type III domain containing 10. NCBI's taxonomy places the organism in Eukaryota, Metazoa, Chordata, Mammalia, Dasyuromorphia, Dasyuridae. Gene Ontology annotation, molecular function: protein binding. The record is from RefSeq and is a predicted model, not a curated record. The coding region runs from base 1 to 783 and encodes 260 amino acids. The transcript has a single exon.